Messenger RNA from Mucor mucedo, 1240 nucleotides. RefSeq lists its product as uncharacterized. Lineage: Eukaryota; Fungi; Mucoromycota; Mucoromycetes; Mucorales; Mucoraceae. The transcript has a single exon. Gene Ontology annotation, cellular component: cytoplasm. The record is from RefSeq and is a predicted model, not a curated record. The coding region runs from base 30 to 1148 and encodes 372 amino acids. Gene Ontology annotation, biological process: protein transport.
AUAUAAACAAAUAUAUCUUACUUAAAAAAAUGAACUCCUCUGAUUGUUCUUUAACUAUUGAGUUACUUCCUGAAUUCGGUUGGUCUAUCCAUGGCCAACCCAUCUAUGGUCCUGGCUCUGUCUUUCAAGGUUUUGUUAAAUUAAACAUGCAUACACGUCUUCCUGUCGAAAGAGUGCGUCUUGCAUUCUAUGCCACAGAAGCAAUUCCUGCACUUGAAUUUGCUUUAAAUAUCUCGAGAUUCUCCAAAAAGACUUUAUUCAGUAUCCAGAAUACUCUCUGGGACUCAAAAGAGCUCGAUCAUUUGGAUCCAGAUGUUGAUUACAGCUUUCCCUUCACCAUUCAAAUGCCAAUGAUCCAGUUUCCUCCCUCUAUCAGUCAUCGUAAAUAUCAAUCUCUAUUUCAAUUGAUUGCUAUUGUGGAUACACCUACACUCGAUACACCCACCAUUAAAAGUGUGAUGCCUGUCACUUGUAUGCCUUUUGUCGAGACCAGUCUAUUAAAGAUGCCACUCAAGAUGCAUGCUCAAAAGGGCGACUUGUCAGGCUAUGUUCGAAUGGGAGCACAAGAAUUUGUACCGGGUGAUCACAUACCCAUCUCCCUCCACGUGGAAAGCAGCAAAAAGAAAAAGUCCUCCUCUGUCGGCGGAAUGGAGUAUGUCACUGUGCGACUUGAAUUAGUUCAAACCAUGUCCUUUAUUGAAAGAUCCAAUGAAAUCCCAGACCAAACCAAAACUGUUGCCUCCACUACGUCAAAUUUACUGUUAGUGAAAGGUGUUUCUGAUGCUGACUUUGAGAUCAAGAUUCCUGCCGAUAUCACACCCACUUUUGAUUAUGGAAAGCUCGUCAAGGUGUCUUAUAAGUUACAGGUGUCUGUCGAUCAAAAGGGUCCACUGGGUGGUAUCUGGUCCUUGUCAGUAAAUUGGGAGGAUAUUCAUAUUACGAUUGGUACUUUAGGUUAUGGUAUUCGUACUUCCAAUGAACUCAAACUCUAUACUGAAUUUGAAGCUGAAACUCCCACCACCACCACUACCAUGAUUACUGCCACUCCCACACCAAAAUUUAUGAAAAAUAUUGAAUAUGAAGAUGCUUUACCGCUUUAUGAAGAUAGUAAAUUACCCACUUAUGAACAUGCUACCAUUUUAUUAUAAGAGCAGCAAAAUUCCCUCUCUCUAUUACAUUAUACCCUCAUUCCCUAUUAUUCUAUUGUAAAUAAAUAAAUUUAGAUAUUUCCCUAUUAAAA